Haliotis rubra (blacklip abalone) is the source of this 1132-nucleotide messenger RNA. RefSeq names its product vitelline envelope sperm lysin receptor-like. Lineage: Eukaryota; Metazoa; Mollusca; Gastropoda; Lepetellida; Haliotidae. The coding region runs from base 78 to 1076 and encodes 332 amino acids. The transcript is spliced from 10 exons. The record is from RefSeq and is a predicted model, not a curated record.
GCAGCAAUCCUAAACAUUUAUCGUGGCAAGACCAGACUCACAGUUGCUUCAGGACGGAUGGGCGAGGGCAGGCGGAUAUGUCGGGAUCUACAGUCGUCAUCAUUUUAGCUGUCAUUGUGACAAUGCCUAAUGCUGCAGUACCGAUCGGUUACAUAAUGAAAGUGAAACCCUCGUGUGGCAGUGAUGGCAUCUCGGAUGCUGUGGUGACGGUCAUAACAGAUCUUCAGGCUGAAGCAAGGGGCAAGUGUUCGGGGUCGAAGACGGUGCCGUUCACCAGCCUCGACGGAGUCCACUUCACCCUUCCGGUCUCCUACCCACAAGGGUCCUCCCUUUGCAAGUUUAUUGAACGUGGCAACGCGACAAAAGUGUACACAGUGAAGGUGAUUGUUGCUUUUGGCGAAUCCGGCAACCCUCUCCAUCAAGUCGAGGAAGAAUACAGAGUCACGUGCACUUUUGGACCAAAUGGCAAGGGAGCUAGCAAACAACACAAAAUUGGUGACAGUUUGAUCGCGCCAUCGGUCCUGAAAAACAACGUGGGUCCUGGGUCCAAGGCCACGGUAAACCUCGUGGUGAACAGUGUGGUCGGGGUCGACCUGUCCGCCACACCCCUCAAGUUGGGCAGGAUAGUCUCCCUCGCAGCUACUGCCACCACGAGUGGAAGUGAAGUUGGCGUCCGACCGACUUCUUGUGACGCCAUCAGCGGUCAGCAACGUUACGCCAUCCUGAGAGCAGGAUGCGGGGAUGGAAUUGUUUUUAACACAACUGAUGGUUUUGUUACAAAAGGUCUGACCACCAGAAGUCCUUUCUUUGAAAUGUUUACCAUGGGAGGGAGUUCCAGCGUAAAAUUCGAAUGCAACUUCACGUUGUGUAGCAAGAACUGUGAUGGGAGUUCCUGCGUCAAUGGGAGAAACCGACGAUCUCAAGUGGAGGAAUCAAAGAUAAAAGAUUAUUUGUUCGACUUAAUAGCACAGACCUUGCCGAUGACGCCCUCGAACAUCAGAAACAAUUUACAGUACCGGACAAGACACGGUCGAAUAGGCGCCAUUAGACGGAGAUCCCGACUGAGCAAACGCUGACAUUUGUUUAAAUCACAUGUUAAUUUGUUAUGUUCGAAGUAAAAAGGAAGGAUACA